This is a messenger RNA of Miscanthus lutarioriparius, 459 nucleotides long. NCBI's taxonomy places the organism in Eukaryota, Viridiplantae, Streptophyta, Magnoliopsida, Poales, Poaceae. The record is from the annotation of a GenBank genome assembly.
AUGGAGGAGAAGCGGCGGCUGCGUCGGUCCCCGCCUGUGGAGGCACGGCGGGAGCGGGAGCGGCGGCGGGCGCGGGAGCAGCCGCGGUGCGGGGAGGUGGCGGGCGGGACAGCGGCGGAGUGCGCCGCGGUGUGCGGCUGCUUCCCCUGCGCGGUGGUGGAGUUCGUCGUGCUCGUGGCCGUGCGCGUGCCCGCCGCGCUGUGCCGCCGCGCGCUCCGCGCUCGGGCGAGGCGCAGGCGCGCCCCCCGCGCCGCCGCGGCCAAGAAGAAGGAGAUGGCGGGGCUCCUCGCGUCGGACGCCGCCGCGUCGUCCUCCCCGACCGCGGCAGCGGCCAUGGACAGGAACGGGGACGCGCUCAACUUCUGCUACUGGCCCACGGGCACGGCGGCGGCCAGGCGCGACGAGCUCGCCGAGGCAGAGGCGGCGGUCUGGGCCAGCUUCUCGGGCGUCGGCUUCUAG